AUGACACGAAGGACCUUAAAACUCACGUGCAUUUGUUUUCUCCGUGUGUGUCUCCCACAGGUUACAGCCAAAACUGCCUUCCUGUUCAUCUUACCUCAGUACAACGUCAGUGUGCCUGCAGCAGAUGGGGAGCUGGUCCAUUACCACUACGGGCUGAAGGACCUGGUCACCAUCCUCUUCUACAUCUUCAUAGCCAUCAUCCUGCAUGCAGUGGUGCAGGAGUAUGCCCUGGACAAAAUCAACAGGCGUCUCCAUCUCUCCAAGGUCAAGCACAGCAAGUUCAACGAGUCGGGUCAGCUGGUUGCGUUCCACCUCACCUCCGCGCUCUGGUGCCUGUAUGUCGUGGUGACGGAAGGAUAUGUGUCCAACCCCCGGAGUCUGUGGGAAAGCUACCCUCAUGUUUAUCUUCCGUUCCAGGUGAAGUUUUUCUACCUGUGCCAGCUGGCCUACUGGCUGCACGCGUUGCCAGAGCUCUACUUCCAGAAGGUCCGCAAGGAGGAGAUCCCUCGCCAGCUGCAGUACAUUGCCCUCUACCUGGUGCACGUGGCCGGCGCCUACCUGCUCAAUUUAACGCGCUUGGGGCUGAUCCUCUUGCUGCUGCAGUAUUUAGCUGAAUUCUUCUUCCACAUGGCCCGUCUUGUCUACUUCACAGAUGAGAACAACGAGAAGCUGUUUAAUGUCUGGGCUGUUGUGUUCGUGGUCACCAGGCUCUUCACCCUCACUCUUUACAUUCUGGUCAUUGGCUUUGGGCUGCCUCGGGUGGAGAACCAGGCUCUUGACCCUGAGAGAGGGAACUUCUUUAGCUUCCUCUUCAAUAAUGUCCUCUUCAGAAUGAGUGUGCUGCUGUUGGUGUGCCUCUUCCAGGCCUCGGUGAUGUGGCGCUUCAUCCACUUCCAGCUGCGGCGCUGGAGGGAGUACUGGAAUGAGCAGAGCGCCAGGAAGCGAGCCGCCGCGGCCGCCAGCGGUGCCAAGCAGCAAGCCAAGCCUCUCAAGAGGGACUCGGGUUACCAUGAAAACGGAGUGGUGAAAGCUGAGAACGGGACAUCACCACGCACCAAGAAGCUCAAAUCACCAUAGAAGCAGAGGCUUGUCUGUUAGGGAGGAGGACAAGACACCAGGACUAAGAACCAGCCCCUCCUUCCCUGUCCACACGAGAGUCAUCUUGAGUGGUUUGGAGACCUGACAUCUUCACAAGGUGUCUCUCACUCCCCUCCCUUCCUUUCCUGCUCUCUUGAACCAUUUGCAAUAAAACCAAAAAGGUCCCUUUCCCCUACUCCCUCCUCUUCAUAUAGGAGUGUGUUACAGACCUCCUGUUUUUGUCUUCCUCUUUUUCUCUGUAAGUCGGUGUGCAAUUUUUUUUCUAUUUUAGUGUUUGUUUUUGGUUAUUUUUUAUGAAUGCAUCAUAGAUGGUUCCAAACAAUCCUUUUGUUGUCUUCCACAGCGUGUUUCUCCCCUCCCUUUGUGCUACUCCUAGGGAUCAGGGACACGGCAGCCUGAAGGCACUGCGUGUCUGGGAUGAGAGGAAGGUGAUGGGGCUCUGUGCUCAGUCGUGGCUGUGACCAUUAGGUUCAGGGGUGUUUGUGGGUGAUGAUUGCCUCUCCGGGGACACAUCCAUUGAGCGCUUGGCAAGAGCUGCAGGAUGCUGAUGCUGCAAAUACGUGCCAGGAUCCAGAGGAGGAGACUUGUUUCACAGUGGACUUUGGAUAGAUGGGGCUUCAUCCAACCUCUGUUUUUCAGCUAAUUUUAGAGAGCUGUGCAGCAUAGAAGGGAGAAAAGUUCUCUCCUUGUACAGAAUCCCCAUCCUAGUCUUCGCUUGCCUUAGCUAUCAUGGUACAGCUGGUCCCUCUUUUCUUCUUGGCUGCUGGGUGUGAGCUGCCCCUAUAGCUGUCCUGGACCUCCCAGUACUGAGAGCUGGGCUUCAUGCUUUGCAGCUCUUUAAUGCCUUGUCAUGGGAGCAGUUGCAUCCUCAGGUCCAGGGUGCGUGAAGUCUUGUGUCCUGCCCAACUCUAUGAGCACACUUGUCGGCUGGCCUGGGUCCCAGCAGACCAGGCCCUUUGCUUACUUGAGGGUAUCUCAUGGACCUAGUGUUCUCAUGGCUCUUUAACCAUGUCCAGAUGAGCAAACUGGCUGCUGCGAAGGGUUUUGCGUUAAUGGGACUGUGAUCUUCAUGCAACCACCUUAGCCUUCCUUAUCCCUACCAUACCAGUCCAGCUGUGCCAUCUGCAGCCAUCAGCUCCUCUCUUUGUUUCCAAAGGGAUACAGAACUUGUAUCCACUCAAGGUGCUAUCAAAUGCAGGGUUUCUUCCAAAAACCCAGCCCCUUCAUCCCUUUCUGAGCUGUGAAUGAGAUGAUAGGGAAGGGAAAGGAAGUCAGGGGCUGCAAAAAGUAGCUUGUACAUUAGGAAAGGCCUGACCUGUGACACCUAGCUGUUGUCAGGUGGAGUUGUCCCAUAUCUACCUCAAAGGCCAUCUGUUCCUACAGACC
This is a messenger RNA of Nothoprocta perdicaria, 2484 nucleotides long. RefSeq names its product translocation associated membrane protein 2 (gene TRAM2). Gene Ontology annotation, biological process: protein insertion into ER membrane; SRP-dependent cotranslational protein targeting to membrane, translocation. Bases 1 to 1077 code for a protein of 358 amino acids. The record is from RefSeq and is a predicted model, not a curated record. The transcript has 10 exons. Lineage: Eukaryota; Metazoa; Chordata; Aves; Tinamiformes; Tinamidae. Gene Ontology annotation, cellular component: endoplasmic reticulum membrane.